Vitis riparia (riverbank grape) is the source of this 1604-nucleotide messenger RNA. RefSeq names its product E3 ubiquitin-protein ligase BOI-like. Gene Ontology annotation, molecular function: ubiquitin-protein transferase activity. Bases 368 to 1429 code for a protein of 353 amino acids. The record is from RefSeq and is a predicted model, not a curated record. The transcript is spliced from 5 exons. NCBI's taxonomy places the organism in Eukaryota, Viridiplantae, Streptophyta, Magnoliopsida, Vitales, Vitaceae.
ACGAAAGGACAUCUUUUUCCGUAACGAUGCACCGUUUCAUUCAAUUCAAUUUCCUUCAAAUUUGACCGUGCUUAAUAAAUAAUAAUAAUAAUAAUAGUUCCUGACCGCACGCACCCACUCUCUGAUUCCAACCAAACGGACGUUUUCUUCUCUUUUAAUUCAACCUCUGGUUGAUUCAUGGUGAUGGUGAUGCAUUUUUGAAUGCUCGAAUCAAUUCUCGGUGGAUGAUUUAGAGGAUUGGUUUUCCGUUUCUGCUUUAUCUGACGAUUUUGUUGCUCUUCGUUUUAUCGUGAAUCUGGACUGAAGUAUCGGCGAUUCAGGUAGAUUCUCAUUAACUAUUAAAAUUCUUCACAAGAAAUCUGGGAUAAUGUUGGGAGGCAGCAAUAGCAAUCAUAUGCUUCCUGUUUUCCUGGGCGAGAGUGGUUUCCAGUGUCACACAAAUGCAUCAAAUCAGUUGCAGUUAUUUGGGAAUUUACCAGCUGGGUGUGGUGUUGAUCCUGUAAAUUACUUUGGAAAUGAGCUUAACACUUCCAUGCUUCAGCCCAACAAACGAGGUAGGGAAGCAGAAGAUUUCACAAGGCGGCAAAAACUUCAUAUUUCUUUGAAUGAAGCAGAAGAAAUCUCGAGGCGGCAAAAGCAUCAAAUUUCCUUGAAGUAUAACAUUUCUCAAGAUGAAGCUGACCGAUCUGCAAGUUUUCUCAUCCAGAAUCCUGUGUCAACUGGGCUAAAGCUAUCAUAUGAUGAUGAUGAGCACAAUUCCUCUGUUACAUCAAGUGGAAGCAUGACAGCGGCACCAUCAGUCAUCCUGUCACUUGGUGACAGUAUUAGGGCUGAGCUCGACAGACAGAAAGAAGAAUUUGAUCAGUACAUCAAAAUUCAGGAAGAACACUUGGUGAAGGGGGUAAGGAACAUGAGGCAGAGACACAUGACUUCCUUCCUGGCUCCCAUAGAGAAAGUUGUCAGAAAGAAGUUACGUGAGAAAGAUCUUGAGUUAGAAAACAUGAACCGCAAGAAUCGGGAACUGGUUGAGAAAAUAAAGCAGGCAGCGGUUGAAGCCCAGAAUUGGCACUACAAAGCAAAGUACAAUGAGUCUGUGGUUAAUCUCUUGAAGAACAACCUCCAGCAUGCAAUUUCACAGGGGGCUGACCAAGGGAAGGAAGGAUUUGGAGACAGUGAAGUUGAUGAUGCUGCUUCUUAUAUUGACCCACACAAUAUGGCCAUACCAGGUGGCCCUGGGAGGGCAAAUUCCCAGAAUAAAGAAGGCUUGAAGGACCAAAUGAUUUGCCGAGCAUGCAAGAGUAAGGAAGUUUCCAUCUUGUUGAUUCCUUGUAGGCACCUGUGUAUAUGUAAGGAAUGCGAGGGGUUAAUUAGUGUUUGUCCCGUCUGCCAGUCUAUGAAAACUACCGGCGUGCAGGUGUACUUGUCCUAAGUAAUCAAUCAAAUUGCUUACAGGUGGAAAAUUACCGACACACCUGAAAUUGUGAAAUUAUGACAUGUAUUUGGAUUAACCAUACUUUUCAUAAGAUGGAAAAUUGGAGUGGUGAUUUUUAAUGAUUGGCGGCUCUGCGGGUUGUUUCAGCCUUCCAAGCAGGGUGCUUUUGCUC